GUGACGUUUACGUGAAGCACUUCCGUUAGCGCGCACGUGAAAAUACUUGACAUUGCAAGACGGUGAAGAAAAUGCUUUGAUUCAUAAACAAAUAACCAUGGCCUCUACUUGUGCACAGCUGUGUCUAAGAGGCACAGGUCCUCUUUACUCUAAGACGGUGAGCAGUACCUGGCAGUAUUACACUCGGGUUCAGCAGCGGAUUAAGGUGACAAGAGUACCAACAAAAGUUAUUAGUGGAUUAUCAAUCAGGGGGAAUCACACAACAGCAACAACGCUGACAAGACUGAGGUGGAAACAACAGAUUUGCUUCUACAGUGACUCAGCAGCUAAAUAUCUGACAACCGAGGCAAAGGAAGGCACGAAUACACAAGAGCUGUCAAGAACUAAUGUUGGAGCACACAAGGCCUCACUGUUACCAACCAGAGAUGCUGCACUAACUACUGAAAAUAGUCAUAUAUCAUUAGAUUUGGAUCCUGUGGCUCAGCCUUCAGCUUUAGAAGAGAUCAGUGAUGAAGAGGCCAUCAGUAUAUCUGUUCCCUCUGCCAUCCCUCCAGCCUCCACCACUCUUAGAGAUUAUGUCGAUAAGUCUGAGACGCUUAGCAAGUUGGUACAACUAGGGGUGAACUUGUGGAAGCUGGAACAAAGGCCUAAUGUAGGCUCCAUGCUGCUGAGGCUCAACUUCAACACAGAUGUGACCCCGCGGUUACUGUUUCUCAAAGACAUCGGCGUGGAGGAUUCUCGCUUCAGCUAUAUUAUCUCACACAACCCCUUCAUUCUCACUGAGAGUUUGGAAAACCUACAGGCCAGGGUGAACUACCUCAAGUCAAAGAACUUCAGUUCAGAGACGGUUGCGUCCAUGGUGUCCAGAGCUCCUUAUCUGCUCAACUUCAGCGUGAACAGGCUGGACAACAGAUUGGGUUUUUAUCAGCAGCAACUUAGCCUCAGUGCUAACAAUACACGGAAUAUUGUAGCUCGUCUUCCCAGGUUACUGUGUGGCAGUUUGGAGCCCGUUAAAGAAAACUUAAAGGUGUGUGAAAUAGAGCUUGGCUUUAAGAGAAACGAGAUCCAGAACAUAGUUCUCGCUGUGCCCAAACUUCUGACUGCCAAUAAAAGGAAGCUGACAGAGAUAUUUGACUUCAUCCACAACACCAUGAAAGUACCCCACCACCUUAUCACCAAGUUCCCACAGGUCCUCAAUUCCAAGUAUUUGCGCCUCAGAGAGCGCCACCUGUUCCUCGAGUAUCUCGGAAAAGCUCAGUAUGAUCCAACCCUGCCCAGCUACAUCUCUCUGGACCGCUUGGCGUCUUUGCCAGAUGAGACGUUUUGCACUGAGUUGGCUUUGGCCACACUGGAAGAUUUUUAUUUAUUCCAAAAGACACUUUGAUUUUUCACCAACAGCCACAUCAGUUAUGUGCCAACAUUAAAAUAUAAACAUGGAGCAUCAAAAGAGCUUGAAAUGAACUGUUUUGUAAAUAUAAUGAUAUAUUAAAUAGUAAGGUUUAAAGUAAA
Molecule: messenger RNA, 1509 nt
Organism: Pundamilia nyererei
Lineage: Eukaryota; Metazoa; Chordata; Actinopteri; Cichliformes; Cichlidae
Gene: mterf3
Product: mitochondrial transcription termination factor 3
Exons: 8
Coding region: 98-1384 (428 amino acids)
Biological process (GO): regulation of DNA-templated transcription; mitochondrial transcription; mitochondrial ribosome assembly
Cellular component (GO): mitochondrion
Molecular function (GO): double-stranded DNA binding
Source: RefSeq, a predicted model, not a curated record